AGAAGGCCUCGCACGUCCGCCCCCGAAGGUGGAAUUCCUCGAUUAGUUGUCUUACCCGCAAUUAGCGGAACCUGUUGGCGUGACCCCACAAGGCUCAGCGGGGCUGCACGAGGCUAGUAGCUAAGCUAGGGGAGUUUCGGUCAACUGACACCAAGGCAACAGGAAAUUCCAGACCCCGCCAUGCCUCAUAUCGACAAUGACGUGAAACUAGACUUCAAGGAUGUUCUUUUGAGGCCAAAACGCAGCACCCUAAAGUCUCGAAGUGAGGUGGAUCUCACAAGAUCAUUUUCAUUUCGUAAUUCAAAGCAGAUGUACAACGGCGUCCCGAUCAUUGCUGCUAAUAUGGAUACUGUAGGCACCUUUGAAAUGGCCAAGGUUCUUUGUAAGUUCUCCCUCUUCACUGCUGUCCAUAAACAUUACAGUCUUCAUCAGUGGCAAGAGUUUGCUGGCCAGAAUCCUGAUUGUCUUCAGUAUCUGGCUGCCAGUUCAGGGACAGGCUCUUCUGACUUUGAGCAACUGGAACAGAUCCUGGAAGCUAUUCCCCAGGUGAAAUAUAUAUGCCUAGAUGUGGCAAAUGGCUACUCUGAACACUUUGUUGAAUUUGUAAAGGAUGUACGGAAGCGCUUCCCUCAACACACCAUCAUGGCAGGGAAUGUGGUAACAGGAGAGAUGGUGGAAGAGUUGAUCCUCUCUGGGGCUGACAUCAUCAAAGUGGGAAUUGGGCCAGGUUCUGUGUGUACAACCCGGAAGAAAACUGGAGUGGGGUAUCCACAGCUCAGUGCAGUGAUGGAGUGUGCAGAUGCUGCUCAUGGCCUCAAAGGCCACAUCAUUUCAGAUGGAGGUUGCAGCUGCCCUGGGGAUGUGGCCAAAGCUUUUGGGGCAGGGGCUGACUUUGUGAUGCUCGGUGGCAUGCUGGCUGGGCACAGUGAGUCAGGUGGUGACCUCAUUGAGAGAGAUGGCAAGAAGUACAAACUCUUCUAUGGAAUGAGUUCUGAAAUGGCCAUGAAGAAGUACGCUGGUGGCGUGGCAGAGUACAGGGCCUCAGAGGGAAAGACAGUAGAAGUCCCCUUUAAAGGGGAUGUGGAGCAUACCAUUCGUGACAUCCUAGGAGGGAUCCGAUCUACAUGCACCUAUGUGGGAGCAGCUAAGCUAAAGGAGUUGAGCCGGAGAACUACUUUCAUCCGAGUCACCCAGCAGGUGAAUCCAAUCUUCAGUGAUGCACACUAGACCUGAGUAUUUCUGCCUGCUCAAGGCACCAAUACUUCGCAAAAGGGUUUCCCAAAUGGGUUUCUCACCCAUUCUAACUACUGUGGCAGUGCAUUUAACAGUUCCCAUUGUCUUCCUCCUGAGAGCUCCUGUAAUAACGCUAUACUUCUCUGUUUGUACACACAAGAUGCCCAGAGCACUUACUGGGGAGGAAGUGAGGAAGAAUACAGUCUGAAAAUGAAGUAAGAUAAUUGAAUGGGUAUCUGGGGACCCAGCAUCCUGAAGAUGAAAAGAUACUGAUUAAAUCAUAAAUGUUC
This is a messenger RNA of Marmota monax (woodchuck), 1523 nucleotides long. RefSeq names its product guanosine monophosphate reductase 2 (gene Gmpr2). The transcript is spliced from 10 exons. The record is from RefSeq and is a predicted model, not a curated record. Gene Ontology annotation, cellular component: GMP reductase complex. Gene Ontology annotation, molecular function: GMP reductase activity. NCBI's taxonomy places the organism in Eukaryota, Metazoa, Chordata, Mammalia, Rodentia, Sciuridae. The coding region runs from base 181 to 1227 and encodes 348 amino acids. Gene Ontology annotation, biological process: nucleotide metabolic process.